GAUGUAAAAAUGUCCGGCAACUGGAUGUGGGCUGCAAAAUGCGAGGGAGAAGGUGCUCGUCUCGUAGGAGCUUGUGAUGCUUUGUGCAAGGCUCUUGCGGAAGUCGGCUGCGCCAUUGAUGGAGGGAAGGAUUCGUUGAGUAUGGCUGCGAAAGUGGGAGAUGAACUUGUAAAGGCUCCCGGUACACUGGUAUUGUCAGCAUAUGCUCCUUGUCCUAACGUCAAUUUGGUCAUCACCUCAAAUUUCAAAGGGCCACGAGUGCAUGAUGUAUCAGAUGGCGGAUUCAUCGUAGCCCUCCUCGAGAUGGCUUUUGCCGGAAAUACUAGCAUCCGAGCUGAUAUCAAAUGUGAUACAGGUUCUUUGCACAAAAUGAGAUAA
This is a messenger RNA of Strongylus vulgaris, 378 nucleotides long. The record is from the annotation of a GenBank genome assembly. NCBI's taxonomy places the organism in Eukaryota, Metazoa, Nematoda, Chromadorea, Rhabditida, Strongylidae.